AGUCAUAUUAAUAGUGUUACUGCUAUAAUAACUCAACCUAAUGAGAUAAGAGAGGCUCUAUUUGAACUAGCAAGAGUAAGUGAUGAUGCUAAAACUAGGAGUGAAGCCGAGUCUUUGGCGACUAAUGAACUUGACAAUUUUGAGUUUUUGUUGGGUAUGACUAUAUGGCAUAAUAUAUUGAACAAAACAAAUUUGAUUAGCAAAAAAUUACAAUCUAAAGAUAUGCAAAUUGAUGUUGCAAUAGUUAUUUUGAAAGGUUUGAUUUCUUAUUUUGAAAAAUAUAGAGAGGAUGGUUUUCAAUCGGCCUUGACAUUAGCUAAGGAGCUUGCAUCUAAGAUGGAAAUUGAUCCUAUUUUUCCACCAAAACGUAUGAUUCGUAGGAAGAAACAAUUUGAUGAAAGUUGUCAAGAAGAGAUUCCAUUAUCUGAUGAGGAGUAUUUUAGGAUCAAUUAUUUUCUUGUUAUAGUGGAUAUUGCUAUUUUAUCUUUAAAGACUAGAUUUGAACAAUUGACAAUUUUUGAAGAUAUUUUUGGCUUUUUGUUUCCUCAUAUUGAUAAAUUGCGUAAGUGUUGUGUUAAGCUUCAAGAUGCCCUGAAACAUAAUGAUAAAUUUGACAUUGAUGCUGAAGAUUUAUAUUCUGAAUUGCAAGUGCUACAAAUGUGUUUACCAUCUGAAACAAAAUCGCUUGGUGAGUUUUUCAAAAUUAAAAUUGAUAAAAUCAUAUUUACGUUCUACUAUGUCUCAAGAAAGGUUGAAUGGAUUAGCGGUUUUAUGCAUUGAACAUGAGGUAUUAGAAAAACUUGAUCUUGAAGAAAUUAUUGAUGAUUUUGCUUCUCAAAAUGCUAGAAGAUCUAAGUUAUUUUUGUAAUUAUCUCAUA
This is a messenger RNA of Salvia miltiorrhiza (redroot sage), 878 nucleotides long. RefSeq lists its product as uncharacterized. NCBI's taxonomy places the organism in Eukaryota, Viridiplantae, Streptophyta, Magnoliopsida, Lamiales, Lamiaceae. The transcript is spliced from 3 exons. Bases 157 to 780 code for a protein of 207 amino acids. The record is from RefSeq and is a predicted model, not a curated record.